UAACAAAAUCGGCAAAUCUGAAAUUAACAAAAUUAACCCCACCUGCGCAGCUUGUUUUUUCUCCUUAAUCAUUUUUUUAUUUUUCCCGCGAAGUUCCGAUUUCAUUUUUUUUGUCACAUUUUUCGCAAAAUUAAGAUAUAUUCAUCCUCUCAAAGAACACUUUUUUAACAUUUUCUUUUUUGUCAAAAAUGGGGUGGAAAUUUUCUGAUUAAUCGAAAAGAAGAGUAUACAUAAAUAUACGAGAGGCAUAUAACUUAUACGUACUUAAAUACACGUACAUGCGUUUGCGUUUUAUAUGUCAUCGAUUCUGCAAAAUUCCCUUCGUUUCGUAGGUUAGCCUUUUUUUUUUUUUUUUUCCAUUUUUGUUUAAGCAGCCUCCGUCCGCCCUUCCAUGAGCCGAGGAGAUGCUUUUCCAUUCGUGUUCAUUCGGCCCAAUAGCGAGUUCCUCAAAAAUAGGAGGAUUGUGUGGAACGGCGGUGAUAAUGCUCUUUCAUUUCCCGCGUUAGCAAGCACGCAAAGGCGCAUGUAUAUAUGCACGCUGGCGAAAACGAACUUCCAUCAGCAGUCUGCUUGCUCGAGUACAAACGAUGCGUGGGAAAUAUGACCUCCCAAUUUUGAAAAAUUAAAAGGGGAGAAAAGCCUCUGCGAAGGUGAGUAAAACGGACGUAUAUAUCUUCGUCUCUGCCUUCUACCCACCCGUACGCGGCUACGUACAUACAUAUAUUUACGUGUGCGAUAGAGGAACAUAUCGAAGCAUCGCCUCCCCCCCCAAAAAAAAAACAAACCACACGCAGUUAUGUAAAAAAAAAAAAAAGCAAAAAAGAUGAAUACAUUUAGCGGUUUUGCCCCUAACAAUGUGAGCAGUUCAAAUGUGAGCAACCCGUUGAAUAACUUCGUGGGAUCGCAACCACAAACCGUUUCUUCGAAUAAUAUACAGAAUGACAGGGCUGCUGGGUUGGGCAGCACUUUUAAUAGCGCACCCAGUGCGGCUAACAAUUUUGGUAACCAAACAAACGUAUUGACAGGUGAAGGCACAUCGACUCAAAGCGGGUUCACAGGGGUGUUAAACAAGGGCGCGAUUCCCGGCGAAAACAAGGCAGACAAUUUUGCCAGAGUGCACCCCCCCAGUAAUGGCACUCCCAAUCAGAAUGCCAGCAGUGCCAGUAACAACCAAGUCGGCAGCAGUAACAACCAGAGGAAAUCUCGAUGAAGCUUGGCACAAUAUUCAUGUGCAAGUCGUACCUCGAAACGUACGUGUUUGAGAGGAACCCGUACAUGAUGAACUUCAUUUACCUGAAGGAUGAAAUGAGCGAGUCGAAGAACAGAGUGAUGAACUCGCUGCUGCUCAGCUCCUUCUGCAAUUUGAUAUGGAACACGCAUAUAUACAAACAUGAGUAUUUAAUUUCGAAGGAAAUAUUAAGUAAGUACGCCAAGGCGGUGGAAAAAAAUCCAGAUAAAAAUAACUUUUGCAUUGUGCCAAUUUACAACUUGGAGAAGGUGAAAAUGGCGUUAAGUGAUCAGGAAAAAAAUAUAAAAAUUCUUAAAAAAAGAAAAUUACAUAUUAAGAAGAAUAAUGAAAAUCUUCUAUUCAUUUUGUAUAUCAUAAAAAAUAAUUUUCUCGAAAUAAAAACCAAAGCACAGCGCAUCAUUCAGAGACUGCUAUUCCGAUUGGACAUACUGGACAAACUUUUUAUGUUAAAAAAUAACGCCGUUUUUUUUUCCAAUAAAUACGAAUUUAAUAAAUUCAAGUUGAUGGAAAUUUUGGAUUUUUUUAACUCCUUCAAUAUAGACAGUCAGCUGCAAAAAAUUAACAAAAAUAUAAAAAACCUUGUGCAGGAGAAAAAGAACCUCCAGAAGUUCCUGCACGCGGAUAACGAGUUUACCAACUCGUUGAGGAACACCGUUGUGAAGAAUGAGCAGGAUAUAACCGACCUGAAGGGAACAACCUCGGAGAUUUGCAUCAACCUGGAGGAGAACAAAGAGUACAUGUACCACCUGAACGCAUUUGAGAGGGAAGAAAAUUACGAAAUGUUAUAAUGACAUUUUUUUUAAAGAAAGGAAUUCCCCCCUGAUGUGUUAAAUUUGUUUUUUUGCUGUCAUUUUUGCUGUCAUUUUUGCUGUCAUUUUUGCUGUCAUUUUUGCUGUCAUUUUUUGCUGUCAUUUUUGCUGUCAUUUUUUGCUGUCAUUUUUGCUGUCAUUUUUUGCUGUCAUUUUUUGUGUAUUUUUUUUUUUUUUUUUUCCCCACUGAGCCUUCACACACACUUGUUUGAUAACCAUCUCUACGGUGUACUUUUUUACAACUUUGCAAAAGUGUUUAUAAAAUACUUAUGCAUGUGCGUGUACACGCCGUUUGCCUUUUUUUUUAAAUUUGUUUUCUGCCUCCCCCUUUGACAUAAAAACGUGAUUUGUUUAACCUCCAAAAUGGGUAAAAUUAUUCGCCUUAAUGUGCAAGCUGCGUCAGCAGUAGGGUGACAGGGAGAAAAAUCCCGCCGUAAGUACUUUUUUUAUUGCAGCCCCAGUCGGAUUGGGCCGCAUACCAUCUGUUUUAUUUUAUUUUUUUUUCUGUCAACAAUUUGAAGAAGCAAAAAAUAUAAUACGCAAUUGCGCAGGGGCAGAUGUUUCACUGGAAAAAAAAAAAAAUUGCCAAAUGAUGGUAACGUAACGGUGAACAGUUUGGCCGCUUCUAAAGGACAAACAGAUGAGCUAGCAGGGGAUAUACUCGCUCCUUCGCCAGAUAAAUCCACAUUUUAGAAAAGGAGGAACUAUACCCCCCAAUGUUGCUUCUUUUUUUUUUAGCCCCCCGAAUGGUGCACAUUUCGUUUCCUUCCCCUUUU
Plasmodium vivax (malaria parasite P. vivax) is the source of this 2834-nucleotide messenger RNA. RefSeq lists its product as hypothetical. The record is from RefSeq and is a predicted model, not a curated record. The coding region runs from base 1207 to 2037 and encodes 276 amino acids. NCBI's taxonomy places the organism in Eukaryota, Apicomplexa, Aconoidasida, Haemosporida, Plasmodiidae. The transcript is spliced from 3 exons.